This is a messenger RNA of Oncorhynchus nerka (sockeye salmon), 2906 nucleotides long. RefSeq names its product keratin, type II cytoskeletal 8-like. The coding region runs from base 445 to 2451 and encodes 668 amino acids. The transcript is spliced from 9 exons. The record is from RefSeq and is a predicted model, not a curated record. Gene Ontology annotation, molecular function: structural constituent of skin epidermis. Gene Ontology annotation, biological process: intermediate filament organization; keratinization. Lineage: Eukaryota; Metazoa; Chordata; Actinopteri; Salmoniformes; Salmonidae. Gene Ontology annotation, cellular component: keratin filament.
CAGUUGCAGUUUUUUUGUAAUCAGAUUCUCCCCAACCCUGAUAUAAUGCAUUCUGCACUGGUCAACUGCAUUGACACUUUAACAUAAAUAAAUCAUCAUAAGAAUAGUCAGAAUAGCAUUAUGAUAAUAUCUUAUGCUGCAAACAAGGAAAAGCAGCUCCAAAUCCAUCUAAAGCUUCAAUGAGACAGGCAAUCCCUUUUCUGUAAGUUUUGUACUCUCUCAAAUUCAAUCUGUGUGCUGUAAAUAUGUAACAUGACUAUUAUUUUCCUCCAGCAUUCCUCUAUUCUGCGCUCAUCCCCAAUGCACGCUAGCCAAUCAUAACUCCAAUCGGACCCUCCCCUUUCCAGAUAAAAAGAGGGCCAGGGAACAGUGAGCUCCAUCUACAGAGAGUCUCUCAGUCUCCACAGACCACCUCCUGUAAUACUGGCUAAAACGUAAGUUGUCAUGUCCACCAGAGCUGUGAAGAGCACCAGCUACUCUGUGAGGCCCUCCUCUGCAGGCAUGGGCUCCCCUCAGAACUUCAGCAGCAGCUCCUACUCCGGUGGAUAUGGCGGUGCCAGACAGAGCUACAGCGUCCGCAGCUCCUACGGGGGCGUUGGCAGCAGCGCCAGGGGCGUUGCAGCAGGUGGUUAUAGGGUAGUUGUGGCUGGGGGGUCUGUGCAAAGAUGGGGUGUGAUGGAGUUUGGGUAUACGGGCAUGGGUGUUGGCGGUGGUAUGGGUGUUGGCGGCGGUAUGAGUAUGGGGGGUGGGACGAUGUCCUGUACGGGACCCCCUCAAAUCACAGCUGUUCAGGUCAACCAGAGCCUGCUGGCACCACUGAACCUGGCGAUCGACCCCAACAUCCAGGUUGUCCGCACCCAUGAGAAGGAGCAGAUCAAGACCCUCAACAACCGCUUUGCCUCCUUCAUCGAUAAGGUGCGUUUCUUGGAGCAGCAGAACAAGAUGCUGGAGACCAAGUGGAGCCUCCUGCAGGACCAGAACACCACCCGCUCCAACAUCGACGCCAUGUUCAAGGCCUACAUCUCCAACCUGCGCAGACAGCUGGACGGCCUGGGCAAUGAGAAGAUGAGGUUGGAGUCGGACCUGCACAACUUGAAGGGUCUGGUGGAGAACUUCAAAACCAAGUAUGAGGAUGAGAUCAACAAGCGUAACGGGUCUGAAAACAAUUUUGUUCUCCUGAAGAAGGAUACAGAUUCUGCAUACAUGAUCAAGAUGGAGCUGGAGGCCAAGCUGGACUGUCUCACUGAUGAGAUUGAGUUCCUCAGGAGUAUCUAUGAUAUGGAGCUGUGUGAGCUGCAGGGCCAGAUCAAGGACACCUCUGUGGUGGUAGAGAUGGACAACAGCCGUAACCUGGACAUGGACUCCAUUGUCGCUGAAGUGCGCACCCAGUACGAGGACAUCGCCAACCGCAGCAGAGCUGAGGCCGAGACUUGGUACACACAGAAGUAUGAACAGAUGCAGGUGUCAGCCAGAAAGUAUGGGGACGACCUGAAAAACACCAAGGCAGAGAUCGCAGAUAUGAACCGUAAAAUCAUGAGAUAUCAGUCUGAAAUUGACAUGAUGAAGGGUCAGCGCACCCACCUGGAGAACCAGAUUGCUAAGGCAGAGGAGCGCGGUGAGCUGGCGGUGAAGGACGCCAGGCUUCGCAUCAACGAUCUCAAGGUGGCCCUGCAGAGAGCCAAACAGGACAUGACCAUGCAAGUCCGCCAGUACCAGGAGCUGAUGAAUGUCAAGCUGGCCCUGGACAUUGAGAUCGCCACCUACAGGAAGCUGCUGGAGGGAGAGGAGAGCAGGCUGGUGACUGGAAUCAAGUCGGUCAGCAUCUCCAAACAGUCUUCUUCAAUGAACUACAACUCUUACCCCCUGGAGAGCAAUCACACCACUAGCUACGUCCGGGGCUCAAUAGGCGGAUGCAAGAGCAGCAGAACUUACAUCAGUGGCCAUGAGAACAGCCAUGUAGGCCACAGUUUUGACCUGCCUGGCAGUAUCAUCCUGGGAGCCACCAAUGGUAUCCAGGUCUCUACCAGCAGAGACGUGGAUGCCAGCAUCAGCCUGGGAGGUAGCAAAGGGACCAGCAAAGAUGUGGAUUCCAGCAUCAGCCUGGGAGGCAGCAAAGGCACCAGCAGAGAUGUGGAUUCCAGCAUCAGCCUGGGAGGCAGCAAAGGCACCAGCAAAGAUGUGGAUUCCAGCAUCAGCCUGGGAGGCAGCAAAGGCACCAGCAGAGAUGUGGAUUCCAGCAUCAGCCUGGGAGGCAGCAAAGGCACCAGCAGAGAUGUGGAUUUCAGCAUCACCCUGGGAGGCAGCAAAGGCACCAGCAGAGAUGUGGAUUUCAGCAUCACCCUGGGAGGCAGCAAAGGCACCAGCAGAGAUGUGGAUUCCAGCAUCACCCUGGGAGGCAGCAAAGGCACCAGCAGAGACAUGGAUUCCACUGUCACCCGAGGAGAUGAAUGAGGAGACUUCGUCAUCACAGGCGACCAUGGAAUUUGUCUAUUCUUUCUGUAACAGAUGUGUGCUUCCACAACCUACUUUUCAGCCUUCCACUCACAUUCAUUUAACUUUUCUAGCCAGGUUAGUACAUAAUUUACCUGCCAAACAGUUACCUUUCAAACAGGCUAAUUAUAUCCACCUGGAAUCACAGGCAGUCUAACUGUAACUUAAUUUUCCUACCCACAAAUGGUCCGGUUUAAAGUGGUAAAUGUGAAGGGUUAUGUAUUCCUGAAAGGCCCCUGAAAGUCGACCCCUUAUGUCUAUUUGGCCUACUUGUGUGAUCUCGUUCACUGUCAAUGGAAGCUAUCCAUCUCAUUUGUCUGUCCACACCUGAGUCACCAGCAGGUGCCAUUGUAGCAGAUGUUUUUCUCUCUGCUUGCUCAGAGACCCAUUAAAGCACUAGGAGAACAAACAACCUC